AUGACUUGUAAUACCAUUCGUUGGUGUCCGUCGCAUCUAUCAUUCGAGUUUUUGCCGCAGAUAAAUCUCUAUUUUACAAUAGAUGAAGUAAGUGAAAAUGAAUACAAUGAUAGAAUAGGCAUACAAUACAAUUGUCUUCGACUUCCUUCGAAUUUAAAAGAUGCAAGUAUAACUCAACAGAUCUCAUCGUAUUGUAUGAGUGAAUCAUCAAGACAGUUUCACAUUGAACAUGAUAUACCAUCAUUCUCAUUUGUUGAUCUUGCAAAAAAAAAGGUCACAAGUGAAAAUUUAUUUAUCUGGUCAGCACCACUUGACAUUGUUGAACAAUACCAAAUGUAUUUAGAAACAAACGAUUCCUCCUUAGAAAAACAAAGCUUCUACAAUUGCACGUUACCAAGAUUUGGGCCAAUGUGUCAAUAUGAAUUAUACUACUAUCAUGAGAAUUAUUCCUCUUUAUACGAAAUUGUUCAUAAUUAUUAUAAAUCCUAUUAUCAUCAAACAAUUACAAAGACUUGUUACACUCAUCUGACAUGCCGUCGUGGUUAUUCGCCAGCAUGUUUAGAUUGGACUGAGAUUUGUGAUGGUAAAGUUGAUUGUAUUGAUGGAGAUUAUGAUGAAGACCAUUGUUGGCAACUUGAAUUGAACGAAUGUGAACAGGAUGAGUACCAAUGUGCGAAUGGUCUAUGUAUACCGCGUGAAUUUGUUCGCGACGAUAAUCUGUAUCUUGAUUGUAUUGACACAUCCGACGAAAAGUUUAAAAGAACUAUUGAUUCUUGGCUGCCAUUGGUAGUCGAACCAGCUUUUGGAAUUGAUGAUAUCGUGUGUCACGAUAAGUUUAUUAGCAGCUCUUGUAUUUCAAAAUAUGAACUCUUAACACUAGAAUCGAUGUUUUCAGUCAAAGACCGUUUAGUGUCAGACGAAUGUUGGACAGCUUUUAAAUGCUAUUUUGCUUUUUCAACUCCACGAUUUCCCAAGAUCAAUAUCACGAUUAUUAAUGAAGAAUGUAUACCUAUCAUUAGAAAAGACUGCCCAGCUAUAUUAUAUAUUCCCAGUAUUCCCAUUUUCUUUGGCCAUGUUUAUACGGCUUUUAAGAAAAAUGAGUUGACUAAUUCGUUUGUUCCAUCAGUGCCGUAUUUGUGUUCGAACAAAUAUUUUUCUCAUAAUUUUGUACUAGAUUCUUCAUUGAACGAUACAACGUGCUUUAAAGCUGCUAAGUGGACGCAAAUAGUCCUGUUUGAUGAUUUAUCUCCUGUUUUCCGAUUUAGUACUUUUAUGGAAAUGACCUUUCAACAAAUUAAACUAUUUCAGCCGAUAGUUAACUUUCCAAUCGACCAAUAUAAUCAAUCUAACGUCUAUCAAUGUUCAAAUUCAUCAAAAUACAUCCCAUUUCAUCGUUUCCUCGACGCUGUAUUUGAUUGUCCAUACAAGGAUGAUGAAAAUAUAAUUGAGCAUAUCGAUCCUCAUCUACCGACGCAAUUCCAAAAUAAAUAUUACAAAUGUCACAUGACCAACAAAUAUAUCACUCAAUCCGCAAUAUCGAAUGGAAAAUGCGAUUGUGAGUAUGUUGAUGAGGCAUGCGAAGAUGAAGAUCUAUUUCAUAACUUUACUCGCCGAACCAUAUCUUUUCAGACGAUGUGUGAUGGUUUCCAAGAGUUAUAUCCAAUUACAAUCGAUGGUCAAAAUCAAACGGAUGAAACUCAAUGCGAGCCAUGGGAGUGUGAUAAUAUGUACACUCGAUGUGAUCAAAUAUGGAAUUGUUUAGACGGAAAAGACGAAAUGAAUUGUGACAAUUCACCACCAUUACUCAAUUGUUCUUCGGAUUCUCGAAUGUGUGUCACGUUAGACACAUAUCAGCUGAUAUGUUUGCCACUUCGUCAAAUCAAUGAUGGUCAAAUUCAUUGCCUUGGCGGUACUGAUGAACGAAUGUUAUGUCGACCUCCCUAUUCACGUAGUGAUGCAAAAUUUUAUUGUGUAAUUCAUCAUAACCGCCCACCAUGUAUCCAAUCUGGUGUUUUAUGUGAUGGCAAGGAGUUAUGUGCAGAUGGAGAAGAUGAACGAUUUUGCAACAAAAGUCAAUCAUUUCCGCUGGACACUGGUAUUUGCAAUGAGAAGUACGAACCAUUGAGAACUGAUGUUGAAAAGUUCUUAUUUGAUACGGUUAAAGGUAGACAAAAGGCAAAAAUAAAAUAUUUCCGAAUAACCGGAUUUUCUCAAUCAUCUGAUCAUGAAAUUAAUGAACAGAAGCCUACCAAUCAAAUCACUUUAGAUAACAAGAAGUCACUUUCACUCUUGGAUCUUCCUCGUUGUCAUCGUGGUCUCGAUGUACGCGUUUGGUUGAACCAAUCAUCUAACUUCUACACAAGGACAUGUUUUUGUCCUCCUACUUACUAUGGAAAACAAUGUCAAUACCAAAAUCAACGCGUCAGUGUAGUCAUGAGAUUUCAUGUUCCAGCGCAGUCGCGACGAACUCUAUUUGCCAUUCUAGUUAUGCUUAUCGAUGAUUCAAGUCAACGGACAGUUCAUUCCUAUGAACAAUUUACUUAUUUAUCCAUUCGAGAUUGCAAGAUUAAAUUUAAUUUUUACUUACUUUAUUCAACUCGACCCAAACGUUCAAAUCGGAGUUAUUCAGUUCAUAUUGAUGUCUAUGAAAGGUUCUCUCUUACAUAUCGAACGAGUUUCAUCUAUCCUGUCAAAUUCUCCUUCUUACCAGUUCAUCGCUUGGCAUNUCGUCAAAACUACAGACUCCAAUAUUCAGAUGAACGAUAUUUGACAAGUAACAUGCAGUAG
Adineta ricciae is the source of this 2787-nucleotide messenger RNA. Lineage: Eukaryota; Metazoa; Rotifera; Eurotatoria; Adinetida; Adinetidae. The record is from the annotation of a GenBank genome assembly.